AUGAGCGCUCAUCAUACGGAACCUCACGAGGAUGCCGAAAAACUAUCGAUCCAUAUGAUACGCAGUGUUGGCAGCGGUAGGUCUAGCCACGAAUUUCGRGAAGACCGGGACGCUGUUGGACAUGCUUCGUCUCAGGGCGACGAUGAAAGCAUAUCAAGACCAUCAACAGAUCUCAAGAGAACUGCCAGCAAUGUCCUUAGCAAGGUUGCUUCGCGGCUGACAACUCGAUCUAUACCUGAGCCACCUCCGCCUCCAGAUGGCGGACUGCAUGCUUGGACUCAGGUUGCGUGUGGCUGGAUAGUGAUUUUGUGUACCUGGGGAGCUGUCAACAGCUUCGGGGUUUUCCAGACCUACUACACCGUCAGUUUGAAGUUGGACCCUUCUACUGUAUCAUGGAUUGGAUCCGUUCAGAACUUCCUCACGUUCUUCAUUGGUGCUCUUAGUGGCCGCUUGCUCGAUGCUGGAUACUUCACCCCUUGUUUUCUGGUAGGAUCGAUCAUCCAGGUUGUUGGCAUUUUCUGUAUGAGUCUAUCUACCAAGUACUGGCAACUCAUGCUCUCUCAGGGCGUCAUGUCUGGAAUAGGUGGCGGCAUCAUAUUUACCCCAGCCAUGGGAUUAGUGGGGUCUUAUUUUUCGAAAAAGAGAGCCCUGGCCAUUGGUCUGGCAACGACCGGAAACAGCGUUGGGGGUAUGGUCUAUCCCGUCAUGGUCCAGCAGCUCCUCCCAAAGAUCGGCUUCGCCUGGACAGCACGAUGUCUAGGGUUUUUCAACCUGGCCAUGCUCUGCAUAGCCAUCGCCUUCAUGCGUCCCAGACUACCUCCACGGAAAUCAGGGCCAUAUGUAGAUUUGAGUGCCUUCAAAGAGCCCACGUACGCUUUCCUCAUUGCUGGGCUCUUCUUUGCUUUUUGGGCAGUCUACUGGACCUACUAUUAUCUCUCCCCAUAUGGUGUUGAUGUUAUCGGAAUGCCAUUUUCGGCUGCGGCAACAAUCACUAUUGUUCUGAAUGGUGCGGGUCUACCUUUCCGGAUUCUCCCGCCAUUACUUGCGGAUAGAUACGGACCAUUGAACGUAAUGGCACCGGUCAUGUUCCUCCUAACAGUAGUGGCUUUUUGCUUUCUACCAGUCAAAACUCCAGCGGGACUGUACACUUACGCGGUUGUCUACGGCUGUGCUAGCUCGGCUUUUCAAUGUAUCGUGCCCUCGACUGUGGCUUCCAUCACAACAGAUAUGACCAAAUUCGGCACUCGUCUUGGCAUGGCGUUUGGGACAUUAUCGUUUGCUGCUCUAACUGGUCCACCCAUUGGUGGUGCCUUGCAGAUUCAGGGAGGUUAUGUUGGGGCGAUUCUGUGGGCUGCUGCAUCGACGAUGAUUUGCGCUGGGCUGGUUUUGGCCUCUAGAAUCACUAGAAUGGGCUGGCAUUUCCGCUCGAAGACUUGA
Messenger RNA from Ramularia collo-cygni, 1437 nucleotides. RefSeq names its product related to monocarboxylate transporter 4. NCBI's taxonomy places the organism in Eukaryota, Fungi, Ascomycota, Dothideomycetes, Mycosphaerellales, Mycosphaerellaceae. Gene Ontology annotation, molecular function: transmembrane transporter activity. The coding region runs from base 1 to 1437 and encodes 478 amino acids. Gene Ontology annotation, cellular component: fungal-type vacuole membrane. The transcript is spliced from 6 exons. The record is from RefSeq and is a predicted model, not a curated record. Gene Ontology annotation, biological process: transmembrane transport.